AUGUCCCAAAGAAUUGCUGAAGUUAUAUCAAAGAUUGCAUUGCCUGCUGGUGUUGCAUUCGCUUUGGCUCAAUCAUCCAUGUACGAUGUGCCUGGAGGGAAACGUGCUAUCAUCUUUGAUCGUUUAAAAGGUGUGGAACAAACAGUUAUAGGUGAAGGUACUCAUUUCCUUGUUCCGUGGUUACAAAAAGCUGUCGUGUUUGAUGUAAGGAUCAAACCAAAAGUGAUUACAACUACAACUGGGUCUAAAGAUUUACAAAAUGUUUCCAUCACAUUGCGUGUAUUGACAAGGCCUGAUGUUCCUAAGUUGCCCACAAUUUACCAAACCUUGGGUUUAGAUUAUGAUGAGAGGGUGUUGCCUGCAAUUGGUAAUGAAAUAUUGAAAGCAAUUGUUGCUCAAUUUGAUGCUGCUGAAUUAAUCACCCAAAGAGAAGUUGUUUCAGCAAGGAUUAGGCAAGAGUUGUCAAGAAGAGCUAACGAGUUCAACAUUGAAUUGGAGGAUGUAUCGAUUACUCAUAUGACUUUUGGACGUGAAUUCACAAAGGCGGUCGAGCAGAAACAAAUUGCUCAACAGGAUGCUGAAAGAUCGAAAUACUUGGUUGAAAAAGCAGAACAAGAAAAGAAAGCUAGUAUCAUUAGAGCUGAGGGAGAAGCAGAAUCUGCAGAUGUGGUGUCCAAGGCAUUGGCCAAGGCAGGUGAUGGUUUAUUGAUGAUUAGAAGAUUAGAAGCUUCCAAGGAUAUUGCUAGUACAUUGGCUGGCUCCCCCAACAUCACUUACUUGCCCAGCAAUGGAGAUGGUGGCGAAGGUGGCGCAGAAGGCGCUAAAAACUCCCUUUUGCUAAACUUGGGUCGCUAA
Molecule: messenger RNA, 855 nt
Organism: Lodderomyces parapsilosis
Lineage: Eukaryota; Fungi; Ascomycota; Pichiomycetes; Serinales; Debaryomycetaceae
Product: prohibitin subunit
Exons: 1
Coding region: 1-855 (284 amino acids)
Biological process (GO): mitochondrion organization
Cellular component (GO): membrane; mitochondrion
Source: RefSeq, a predicted model, not a curated record